UCCUGCAAGCUUUGGAGCGUCAUCGGCUCUCAGCUGCUGGUAGUGGCCAGCAAGAAGAGGAGUCCUCCGUGGAAGAGUUGCUGUUGACGGAGGAGGCCCAGAGAGCAGCCACAGCUAUCAUCCUACACAAGGCUCUGGCUCCUCUAACCUGUUUUCUCCUUCUCCCCACAGGUAUGCGAAUACUCGUCACCCUGCUGUUAGAUACUCUGCCUAUGUUAGGCAACGUCCUCCUCUUGUGCUUCUUUGUCUUCUUCAUCUUUGGGAUUGUCGGUGUGCAGCUCUGGGCAGGGCUGCUGAGAAACAGGUGUUUCCUAGACAGGAAUUUUGCAAUGACAUACAACCUUACCUUCCUGCAUCCGUACUACCGGACAGACGAAGCAGAGGAGAAUCCAUUCAUCUGCUCAUCGCAUCGUGAAAACGGCAUGCAGAAAUGCUCCAACAUCCCAAACAGGAAGGAGUACAAGGUGGAGUUUUAUACAACCCUGACUUCAGCAAACAUAAACUGGAACCAGUAUUACAACGUAUGCAUGGCAGGGGACGUAAACCCACACAAUGGAGCUAUCAAUUUUGAUAAUAUUGGAUAUGCCUGGAUAGCUAUUUUUCAGGUUAUAACCCUGGAAGGAUGGGUUGACAUCAUGUAUUAUGUGAUGGAUGCACAUUCUUUUUACAAUUUUAUAUAUUUUAUAUUGCUUAUAAUAGUUGGUUCCUUCUUCAUGAUUAACUUGUGCCUGGUUGUGAUAGCAACACAGUUUUCUGAAACAAAGCAGCGGGAGAACCAGCUGAUGCAGGAGCAGCGGGCCCGUUAUCUCUCCAACGACAGCACAAUUGCCAGCUUCUCGGAGCCAGGUAGCUGCUACGAGGAGCUGCUCAAGUACAUCUGCCACAUCUUCAGGAAGGUGAAACGACGGACAAUACGCCUGUACAAUAACUGGCAGAGUAAGCGCCGGAAAAAAGUUAACCCAAACAGCAUGACAAAUGGGCAAAGCCACCGAGGCAAAAAGCACAUCACCUCCAUACACCACCUCAUCCACCAUCACCAUCACCACCACCACCACCACUAUCACAUCAGCAAUGGGAGCCCUCGGGGGCCACGCUCCAACCCUGAGAUCUGUGACCUGGAACUUAAGGUCAUGAAACCUGGAGGCCAAUUGAUGCUUCCCUCUCCAUCACCCAACCUGCAGAGCCCUGCUCCUCCUCCAGAUUCAGAGUCCGUGCACAGCAUUUACCAUGCAGACUGUCAUGUCGAAGGACCACAAGUGAACUGUAAGUCUUCCAAUGCCCCUGCAAGCAUUAAACUGACUGCUGGACUCUCCAACCAUGGCAACAUGAACUAUCCUACCAUCCUGCCUUCUCCAACUAGCAAAGCCAGUUCUGUUCCGGUUCCCAAAGGAAAGAAGAAUGGCAAUUCACCCGUGGCCGUGGUUAAUAGCCCUGUAAAUUUGGGCACGGAUUCUUAUGGGAAGCUGCAACUGGUAGGAGAGCAUG
Phaethon lepturus (White-tailed tropicbird) is the source of this 1485-nucleotide messenger RNA. RefSeq names its product voltage-dependent T-type calcium channel subunit alpha-1H-like. The annotation marks the transcript as partial. Gene Ontology annotation, biological process: membrane depolarization during action potential; neuronal action potential; calcium ion import. NCBI's taxonomy places the organism in Eukaryota, Metazoa, Chordata, Aves, Phaethontiformes, Phaethontidae. Gene Ontology annotation, cellular component: plasma membrane; voltage-gated sodium channel complex; neuron projection. The record is from RefSeq and is a predicted model, not a curated record. The transcript has 6 exons. Gene Ontology annotation, molecular function: low voltage-gated calcium channel activity; voltage-gated sodium channel activity.